Bombus impatiens (common eastern bumble bee) is the source of this 3269-nucleotide messenger RNA. It is a transcript of the gene Cpes, whose product is annotated as ceramide phosphoethanolamine synthase. NCBI's taxonomy places the organism in Eukaryota, Metazoa, Arthropoda, Insecta, Hymenoptera, Apidae. The transcript has a single exon. The record is from RefSeq and is a predicted model, not a curated record. The coding region runs from base 983 to 2059 and encodes 358 amino acids.
AUAUAUAUAUAAUAGAAAUUUUGAGUAAUAUAUAAACUCGCGCACGCGCACAGAUGAAGAUCUUGUAUCGCCAUUCUGUUGUGGUCAAACAAAUUCGACAGUACAUCAUCAUCUUUUCAAAUUGUAAUGUGUGUUAGUCAAAUUUUUCGAGAACUGUACUUUUCAUAAUAGUUAUACCUAAUAACUUAGUGAAUAAUAAUGUGUCGUAAAAAGAAAUAUCAUGGAAUAACAAUUUUUAUAGUUCGCUAUUUUGUUAUCGAACAAUUAAAAAAAGAAAUUAUCUGACAACAGUGCGAUUGAAAUAUUAUUAUUAUGAGAGAAACUCAUGCUAUUUUGAUAAAUAACGUGAUAAUGUAUUAAAUAAGGUAUUUGAAACGUUUUCCAACACCAAACGUUUUCCAAAAAAAAUAUACCGGCAUGGUAUCAGUUAAUCGAUCAAAAUAGUAUAUUCGGAAUCUGCAGAUUUCAUCUAGCCAUGUGUAGUCACGGCACACUGAUCCGUGUCCCAUGAAUACGUCGUCCAUGAAUAUUGCAACAUUAUUAACAAUGGAGCAAAGUACUGUUAAUUAUUAUGAUAAUUCUACUGUACUCGUAAUCCUGCAAAAAAGUAUGGUACAAAAAUCAUCGUAAUCAAAUUAGUAACGUGAUGAGUUUAAAAGUUGAAAGACUGGAUUUUUUAUUUGCCAUACACAAUUCAUUAUAUCGAAAAAGUGAAUAUCACAAUAAUAUUAUUGCUUCAAAAUAAUAAACGAACGUGUUUUUUUAUUCGUGUUAUAUUAAAGAAGUAUCUAUAAUAAAAUUACUGAGCAAUGAAUUUAUUGCUAAUAUUUAAUAGCAGUGUGCAUUUACAUUAACUACAUAUCUCUAAUAUAUUUGGAUCUAUUAUAAAGAAAGAAAGUGAUAAUAUAACAUAAGGAACAUGUUAUAAAGAUAUAACAAUAUAUUUACCAAUUUAUACAAACGUGCCAAAUUUAUAUACAAAAUGUUUGGUUCAACAACUCUAGUAAGCAGGUCAUUCCUAGCAAUUUUGAUAUUAAUGACAUUAUACUUCCUUGGAAUGGAUCUUCUAUUGUAUUCUAGAACACAAAAUUAUGAUAUAAGACCUAUAUCAAAUGGUACACAAUAUGUUUCAAUCAUACCUUGUGAUUUUAAUCCAUUGUGUACAGUGACUGUAAAAGGAUUAAUGCUUGAUCAUCCAAAUCAUUUUCUCUUGAGUCCUCUUGCAGCUAUCAUGGAUGAUCUAUUGCAUAUAAGCAGUUCUUGGAUAUGGGUGACACCAAACACAAUCAGUUGUUUCCAUGUAUUAAUAGCAGUGCUGGCUGGUAAAUGUGUUUCCAGUGAUUCGUUGUCUUAUAGACGUUUAGGUGUAAUACUGUUUCAAGCAAGAACAUGGUUGGAUGAUUUGGAUGGACAUGUUGCUAGAAAAAGAGCAAAUAUUAAUGGUGAACGAUCAGACAUUGGCUCAUCUGGUUACAUUAUCGAUGGUAUUUGUGAUGCUUUUGGAUGUGUUGCUUUUAUUAUUGGCUUAUAUCAAUUUCUUGCUCGUAACUCAAGUAGACGUGGAGGUUACGAUAAGCUACCACAACUUCCUGUAUCUUCAGUUUUGGAACCUGGAAAUGUAACUUUGAAAACUUCAAAUGCAGCACUUCGUAACAUAUUACUUAUAGCCGUCCAUUUGUUCCUCAGCAGUGCCGCCUGGAAUCGAUAUAUAUAUUUAUAUCAAGAUCUUCUUGAGACUGAAUAUAGAACAACACCGAUUAGUAGAGAACAUUUUUAUGCUAGACAAACAGCUAUAUUUAGAAGUUUAUCCUUUACAAUAAUAACCCUUUGUUGGAAAUUUUUGAAUUUUCAUGCUGUCAUGGAUUACUUGCUGUUGGCAAUAUUUUUUGAUCGUAUGCGGGAGUAUAUUAGACUUGUAAAGUGGUCUUUAUAUGUUCUUGUAUUAUUACUUGUUUAUGUAACUGAAUUUCAUUAUUUACGGGCCUAUACAUACAUGCAAGAUGUACCAUCAUUGAUUGAUGAAGAGAUAUCUUCAUCUGAUGUCUACACUCAAGGAUGACAGUGUGAAUCUUGGAAAGCAUUAUUUUCUACUAUUUGUUACUGGUGAUAUAAUGACUAAGAUGACUAUUGUACACUGAAAUUUGCAAAUUUGUCUACGAAAGCAAUAUGUUGAUAAAAUUUUUUGUAUUUUCUAUUUUUCUGCAUGUAUUUUAUAUACACAGCAGACUGAUGUAUAAAAAAAUGUGUAUAACCCCUUAAAUGAUAAGGUAAUAAUACUUUAUUACGAAUUAGCUUUAUAAAAUAUAUAUGUUAAUGUUCUAUUAUAAACAAAAUUUUCAACAGUAAUUUUCCUAAAUUAUUUGUAGAUCGUAAUAUGUAUUAAUUCACGUGUUGCUCUUUUAGAUAAACAUAAUUAUUAGUAAUAAUUAAUACUGAUUUACAUCACUAAAUAUUUAAUAAUACAUUUGUCUUCCUAGUUAAGCAUUUAUAUAAUAUGUUUCAAUUUCAUAUUUGUAGAAUGUGGUUAUUAAAAUAUAUUGAUUAAUUGUCAUAGAUUAUUGAUUUUGGUGGUAUUGCUGUGAUGUUCGAUAUUAUUGGAAUACUUGGGGAUAAUGUUAAUAUCUACUUAUACGAUAAUAAACAAUAACUUACACAUACUAUUGAAAAAUAAUAAUGGACCUUAGCGUAAAUUUUCAUAAAAUGUUUUCAUAAAAUGUCAAACCUCAUAAAAUGUUUUUAGUAUGCUUUUUAUACCUGUACUUCAAAUUAUCGCAUAUUUUGACUGUCAUUAUUAUAUGCAAUAAUAUUGUAUAUAUGCAAUAAAAUUGUAUUAUAUGCAUAACAUAAAUAUGUAUUUAUAUUAAAUAUAAGAGUUAAGUAAUAUAUAUUGAUACGUGAUAAUUAUUAACACUAAAUGCAUCAAAGUAUAUAAUUUUGUACUUUUUAUUUGUAAUAAUUAACAACUUCUUGCUUUUAUCCGUAUUUCUAGCGUGAUCCAGUGUCGUGAGUUACCUAAUUAGAGUACUUGUAAGUUUGCCGAAGUCGAAGUAAAUCGUUAUAACAAGCUUUCAAUAAAAUCCGAUAUAAAUAUGACAUUAAACCACAAAGACGUAAUACAUGUAAUAUUCCGCCGUUAGCGAUGUGCGCAAGAUUAAAGCUGGUAGUAGAUUUCAGAGAAUAGAACUUCACGUUAAACUUGGAAAACGAUCAGUGCAUUCAACAGUGUACUAAUCAAGUUUAUGUGAAAUAUAACUUUUGCUUAUCUGACA